CAGUUCAAAUUUCCCCUUAUCAAGAGAUAGUCGCAUACAAAAACGAAAAAUUUAACAAAUAAUAUUAAUUUGCUUUUGCUAGUUUAGAAAUUUGGCAUUGUGUAUGAGUUGUUGUGAAACAAGCAAUAACAACAUGUAUGUAAGGUGCUUGAAAAAAGUGUGUAGGGGUAUGCACAGUUCCAUAUAAGGGCCACAGAGACGACCGUAAACCUAGCAAAAAAAAUACAAAAAAAAACAACUUACAAUAACGGGGCGGCGGCAACAACAAUAAAAACAACGAAAACAACAAAGCGACACAACAACGAAGUUGCCUCUGCUUUGCUUUGCUGCAGCUUUGCGGCUUUGCCUUGUGACGAAAGCAAAAUCUGAAGUGUUUCUUCAUCGCAAAAAGUAAAAUCCAAAAAACCAAAAAUAACGUGAUGUGCCGCCCUGACCUACGACGUUUUUGUGAAGAGUGGCGAAUCUGGAUACGUCCAUUGCUGAUAAUCACAUACGUUGUAUUUGCGAUCAUCGUUGUUCCGUUACUAAUUGUGAACUCCGUGAAGGAUGGAUUCAAACGCAAUGAUCAGCUCAUACUCAUUGGCGGCCUGUUCGUGCUCUCUGCCGUGCCCAUUUCCAUUUGGCACAUCAUACAACACGUCAUCCACUUCACAAAGCCCAUAUUGCAGAAGCACAUCAUACGCAUCUUGUGGAUGGUGCCCAUCUAUGCUUUGAAUGCGUGGAUCGGCUUGUUCUUUCCCAAGCAUUCAAUCUACGUGGACUCAUUGCGCGAAUGCUAUGAAGCGUAUGUGAUAUACAACUUUAUGGUUUACUUACUGCACUAUUUGAAUCUCAACAUGGACCUGGAGGCCACCAUGCUGUACAAGCCUCAGGUGUAUCACUUCUUUCCGCUCUGCUGCAUUCGUCCCUGGGUCAUGGGUCGUGAGUUCAUCCACAAUUGCAAGCACGGAAUUCUACAGUACACUGUAGUGCGACCUAUCACCGCAUUUAUCUCAGUAAUAUGUGAACUGUGCGACGUGUAUGGCGAGGGCGAAUUCGCUGGCAAUGUCGCCUUCCCCUACAUUGUGGUCAUUAACAACAUAUCGCAGUUUGUGGCCAUGUAUUGCCUGGUGCUGUUCUAUCGUGCCAACAAGGAGGACUUGAAACCCAUGAAACCCAUUCCCAAAUUCCUGUGCAUCAAGGCUGUGGUGUUCUUCUCAUUUUUCCAAGGAGUCCUUCUAAAUGUACUCGUUUAUUAUGGCCUCAUUAAGGAUAUCUUUGGCUCAGAUGUGGGCGAUGCAAAUCUGGCAUCCAUGUUGCAAAACUUUCUCAUUUGCAUUGAGAUGUUUAUUGCAGCCAUUGCGCACAUUUACAGCUUCCCGCAUCAUCCAUUCCAUAUUAACUCGCCCCAGUAUUGGAAUAAUCCCAAUCACAGCUGGUGCCGCGCUUUUCUCUCAAUGAUGGACAUUUCUGACAUGCAGGAGGAUGUCACUGAGCAUCUGGGCGUAGUCAGCAGUUCGAUCAGUCGUCGUUUUCAGGGUCGUAGCACAUAUCAGCCGCUUGCACGCGGACCACGGCGAUCGAGCAGUGAGUCAGAGUACUUAAUUGGCAAGCGGCAGGAUGAGUCGUUGGCGGGGGGCAGCUCAACGCAAGCAGCAGGCGCCGCGGCUGCUGGUGAUAAUAGCAAUAGCAACAAUUACCAACAACAACAACUGCACUUGCCGGGCUCCAAUAUGAAACAGUCGUCGACGCGCCAACGCGAAACGCACCUGCAUCUCCGUGAACGUGAUCAGCAGCACUUUGUGGGCGUCGUUGGUGCACCCCAGGCAGGCGGCGUCAGCAAUUUUCCGCAGGCACGAACUGGUGCCUCGGCUGCCGCGCCCAUUCCCGAGUCCAACGAUGAUUAUGCACUGCUGCUGGGCACGGGUAGAUGACAACGUUAUCAGCAACAGAACCAGCACAUUGAUGCGCUCGAGGAUGGGGGGGACGAUGUAGAAGUUAGUCAACAUUUUAAUGCUUCCUCGCUGAGUGCAUCGUUGUCCGUUUCGUUUGGUAUGUCGAGCAGUUUAAAGUUUAGCGCAACAUGCAGCAAUCAAACUGCAUCGGAAUGGUCGAAUUCAACGGGCGGGGAUGAUGACAACGAUAACGACAACGAUGACAAUAUAGAUGACGAUGACGACGACGAUGAUGGUCAAGACGUUGACGAUGACGAUGUCUCGAAUGCGGACAAUAUUGAGCAGAUGCCAGUUAUAGUCGUUGCAUCCACUACGCGACGUCGUCGCGAUAGAGAGUACAUCACCUAGAUCAAUGCAAGAUAAUGAUGCAAAGAUAUUUAUUUAUGAUUUUUCUUCAAUUUAUACUUAUCAAAAUUAGCGAAGCAUCAAUUCCUUUCACUUUUUGUUUCUUUUCCGCUUUUAUAAGCAAUAUUAUUAGUGUCAAAUACUCACAUACAUAUUAACAACCGACUGUUCAUUUGGCAACCCAAUCAAAUUGGGAGUUUUCAAAUUGCGUGGCCUUAGUUUUGGAUGCGAAAGCAAACAACUGAUUUAGAAAUAUACACACCAUAUAUACAUGUAUACAUGUGUAUAUAUGAUCUAUUUGUACCCUAGCUGCAUAUGUGAAAAUUUUACACGCGCAUCACAUGCCUAUAUGUAAUUCCAAAGAAUCUUCAUUAUAUGUAUGCAAUUAUCGAAACAAGGGGCAGCAAAAGAUUUUUUAUAGUUAUGUAGAAAAUGCUCCGUUUUUUACUACGAAAUUCUUAGACAAUUAGAAGUUCAUACUUAUACAAAUACCCAGAAAACCCAUAUGCAACAUGCAGUUAGAUACAUAUGCUAGUAAAUGUUUGAUCUAUGGACUUCAGUAGUUGGUGUCUCUAUUAGCCUAGUUGUAUAUCAUGUUCAGUGCGCCGUAUUCGGUACUCCGUACUUUGUUUGUCUGUUGCAUAGUAGAACAAUUUGAUACACUUAAAGCAAACGAAUGUGAAUUAUGUGACUGCCGGUCAGAAAAGGGCGUAAUUUCUCUUGAAAACAUACUUAUAUACUGUAAAAAUAAUGUAAUUCUCAAUAAUAUAAUUAUGCAAAACCAAUUGAAAUUAUGUAUUUAUAUUUUGGUUUCUAAUUUUAAAUUGGCUGAUUCAUUUAAACGAACAUUUUUUUACACUAGCUCAUUUUUUUCAAAACAAUAUAAUAAUUUGUUUUAUUUUAUUUAUUUAUCGUUUGGUUUGAAAUUACCCCUAAGUAAUCUAAAAAGUGAUUGAGUCUGUUUGAUUUUAGCAGUCGUCAAGAACAAUUAUCAUGCCUUUAUUUUUUUCAUUUUUUCAAGAUGAAAGUUUUAAAAAUAUAUUCACAAUGUUUUUCCAUUGCCUUGAUCAAAGUAUUAAAAUAAUUGCUAGAUUUAUUAAUAUCUUCUGUUGAACAAUAUUAGCCUUAGAUUUGGAUUUCUGUACAGUAAACCAAUUUUAAAUAUUCGGUUUUAUCACUCUAUUUAUUAGAUACAAAAAUACGUGAAUCAUGAAUCAACACUUUCUUGUCUGCAUGUGCUGUAAGAUAACCCAUUAAUGAGUUGUGACUGACUGAUAAGCCACGUCAAAUUAUUUUACGACUUCAUGAAAUCGGCGCCCAGUCAUAAAAAGAUUUAUUUCCAUUUUUUUUUUGCAACAUUUGAUUAUGUUUAUUAUUGUAUUUUUAUUUUAAGCAUUUUUGUCUUUUCGUAAUACUUGCAUUUAAAGAUAAAAACCAAAAAUGAAAAUGAAGGCAAAUAUAUAGAUAAACGGGAAAUCUAAAUUACCUGACAAUUAAGAUUGCAAUAUCAGAUGACGAUUAGUAAUAUAAACAAUACAGAACUGGCGACAAGAGCAACGUUUCUUUUGUUAAGUACAUACAAAAGUAAAAACAUAAUCAAGUACAAUUUAAAUGGCAUUACAAGCAUAUUACAUUAAAAAAGAAUAUCAAUCGAAAUCAAAUUGCGUUUAAACGAAAGCAAGAAACAUUACAAAAAAUUCGGUUAUUACUCAACAUCAACGUACAAACAAUUCAGUCCAGUGUUUAAUCAUCUUGUGGUGCGCAUGAACAAAUGAAAGAAUAAUCAAGCAUAAUUAUUAUUUUUAAAAAUAUUCCCCGUAUUUUCAUCUCGCGUUUUUGAACUCAAAAAAGGCACACCGAUGACUCCGAUUGCUUUCGUAUUAAUACACGCAACGUAAAUAACAACAACAUUAACUAUAAGUGAUAGUUGUGCUUAGUUGUUGUAAUUCUGCCUUCCGCCCAAUUCGAGCAGAUAACGAUCCGGAUGAUCCAUCCAAUCAGCGGCUGUUAACUUGACAGUGCGUUGACGUUCCGCUUCCUUGAUUUGCCAUUUCUUUAUGUCCAAUUGCACUUCGCGUGAUGAUUUGUCGCCGCAUCCCCAGACCUGUAAUGUAAUAAAUGCAGCAAUGCAGUGCAGUUUUUGUUGUUGGUAAAGAGAAAAGUAGACUUAAUUUAAAUGUACACACACAUACACAUACACAUACAAUUUAGUGCCGCGAUGUUGAGUCAUUAACAGGGUUUAAACCUGGACUCGACUCAACAGCGGGUUUCAAAGAGUUGUUUUUAAAUGCUUAGACUGGAAGACGACUUUGCCGUUUAUAAGUAUAUGCGAUAUACUAUAUAUUCAUACAUAGAUCUAUCUCUAUGCAUUUUUAUACCAUAUAUAUAAAUAUAUACUGUGUUGACUAAGGCUUAUUGCGCAUAUAAAUAUAGCAACAAAUAUACAAAAAUGCUAAUAUAUAACAACAAAAAUGCAAUUGCUUACCUCAAUCGACAUGAGACAUGCAGCGAUACCCUUGCAGUCCACAUUCUCGAAGUGUUCAUCGACUGACAGGAUGGGUUUGCGAGGAUCAGCCCCGGCGCGCAAUCCCUUGGGAUAGCCGCGUAUGCUGGUGUUAAGGUACAAAAUGUUCGGUUUCUUUUCCAGUAUCACAAAUCUGCAAAUUAUGAAAAGGGUUUCAAUCACUUUUCCCAACAAUCUGAACUAAUCGCUUCACUCACUUCGGCAGCAGCUGAAUGACACAACUGCCUUCGGCACCGACAAACAAAUGCGUCUCCUUCCACUCACUGGGUGCAGCAAUGCAGUAGGUUUGCUCAUCCUUGGUAUGCAACAGGACUAAGGUUGGGCCACGGUAGCCGAGAA
Drosophila sulfurigaster albostrigata is the source of this 5142-nucleotide messenger RNA. Its product is annotated as transmembrane protein 184C. The coding region runs from base 420 to 1913 and encodes 497 amino acids. The transcript has 6 exons. Gene Ontology annotation, molecular function: transporter activity. The record is from RefSeq and is a predicted model, not a curated record. Gene Ontology annotation, biological process: transport. NCBI's taxonomy places the organism in Eukaryota, Metazoa, Arthropoda, Insecta, Diptera, Drosophilidae.